CUUAAAAAGAGUGAGGCACUCUCAGUGGAAAGAGAGAGGGAGAUCCAACAGGUGGUUGAAUCUGUAAACGAGCUUGCUCAGAUUAUGAAGGAUCUAUCCGUUCUCGUGAUAGACCAGGGCACUGUUGUUGAUAGGAUAGACUACAAUAUUCAGAAUGUCGCAACAACAGUUGAGGAGGGUCUCAAGCAACUGCAGAAGGCUGAGAGAACACAGAAACAAGGGGGGAUGGUGAUGUGUGCUUCCGUUCUCGUAAUCAUGUGCUUCGUCAUGUUGGUUCUCCUAAUCAUAAAGGAGAUAAUCUUGUGAUCAUCGCUGAGAAUUAUUUGAAUUUUUCGAUAGAGUCUAAUGUUGAAAGCCUCCCACUGGGACUAUUACACCCACGAAGAUUGUGGCUUUGACCCUUGAUGAGGAUUACCGGAGUUGUGAGGCGCCAUAGCUACAGAAUUUUUGUUUAUUUUCCCUUUCUGUUUUCACUUCAAGGGACAGCUAUUCAAAAAGAGAGACCAAGUUCCACCAGACUCUGUCACACAACUACAUAUACUACUCAUAAAGUGACUAUCAUUUCUUGUUCAUUUUCGUUAGGAAAACUGUGGGAGGGGAAACGUGAUUGACUGGGAAUGAUUGUCCUGGGAUUUGUGUAGAGCCUAUUCUUGGAUGUCGUUCUUUGGCCCACUGGUAUUUGCUAAGGAACCAUUGGUUGAUUUUCUGAUUUUCUUUUGCCCGGGAUUUUGGUGCUGUCGUUUCUCAGCAGACACGUACGAGAUGACCUUUUUGUUUUAUUUCUGUAUCGAUUCCAUUAUUAUACAAUAAAAUGAAAUUAUGAAA
This is a messenger RNA of Morus notabilis, 825 nucleotides long. Its product is annotated as syntaxin-43-like. The transcript has 4 exons. The annotation marks the transcript as partial. Gene Ontology annotation, biological process: intracellular protein transport; vesicle fusion. Gene Ontology annotation, cellular component: SNARE complex; membrane; endomembrane system. Gene Ontology annotation, molecular function: SNARE binding; SNAP receptor activity. Lineage: Eukaryota; Viridiplantae; Streptophyta; Magnoliopsida; Rosales; Moraceae. The record is from RefSeq and is a predicted model, not a curated record.